Polyodon spathula (Mississippi paddlefish) is the source of this 3550-nucleotide messenger RNA. RefSeq names its product dopamine receptor D2a (gene drd2a). Gene Ontology annotation, cellular component: presynaptic membrane; glutamatergic synapse. The record is from RefSeq and is a predicted model, not a curated record. Lineage: Eukaryota; Metazoa; Chordata; Actinopteri; Acipenseriformes; Polyodontidae. Bases 374 to 1741 code for a protein of 455 amino acids. Gene Ontology annotation, molecular function: dopamine neurotransmitter receptor activity, coupled via Gi/Go; G protein-coupled receptor activity. The transcript is spliced from 8 exons. Gene Ontology annotation, biological process: adenylate cyclase-activating adrenergic receptor signaling pathway; adenylate cyclase-inhibiting dopamine receptor signaling pathway.
GCAUAUCCUUAUUGUGAUAACAUUACAAAAUAAAAUGCUUCCAUUGCACUUGGACUAGCAACGUGUUUAACCCAUUGCCUGUAGGUAGUUCCGCUGUUUGCUGAAAUUACGGGAGAAAAAAAACAAAACACAAACAAAAACAUUGAGUUUAGUCUUCAUAAGACCAUUAAGAAACCGUGUCUUUACGCUGGCAUUCUAAAACACCUUUAAAUAAAGAUGUGAAGCGCUUAAGAGGCGACAUGAAGAAAUGUUAUUUUGGAUAGCUGUGGAUUAACAGGAAGAAAGAAAACUUGAACCCGUACGGGCACAAUUUUUGAUUGUGGAAAUCUUAUGGCCUGAAGGAGACGGCAGCGGCUUCAUUCACUCAACACCCAUGGAUACCGUUGCCACGUAUGCAUAUAAUGAAUCCUAUGACGGGAACUGGACUGACAGUUUCAAUGGAACUGAUGGGAACCAAAAGCACCUGUACAAUUACUAUGCACUGCUUUUGACUCUGCUCAUCUUUGUCAUCAUCUUUGGCAACGUGCUGGUGUGUAUGGCAGUUUCCAGAGAGAAGGCGCUACAGACAACAACCAACUAUUUGAUUGUGAGUCUGGCCGUGGCAGAUCUGCUGGUAGCCACCCUUGUUAUGCCUUGGGUUGUUUACUUAGAGGUCGUUGGCGAGUGGAGAUUCAGUAGAAUCCACUGUGACAUAUUUGUCACCCUGGAUGUCAUGAUGUGUACGGCGAGCAUCCUCAAUCUCUGUGCUAUUAGUAUUGACAGGUAUACAGCCGUCGCCAUGCCAAUGCUGUAUAACACACGCUACAGCUCCAAGCGAAGAGUGACAGUCAUGAUAUCUGUGGUCUGGGUGCUGUCCUUUGCAAUAUCCUGCCCACUUCUGUUUGGUUUGAACAACACAGCCACCCGAGAUGACGCCAUGUGUGUCAUUGCAAACCCUGCUUUUGUAGUGUACUCCUCCAUUGUGUCCUUCUAUGUCCCUUUCAUCAUCACACUGCUGGUAUAUGUCCAGAUCUACGUGGUCCUCAGGAAGAGAAGGAAGCGUGUCAACACUAAACGCAGCAGCCGCGGGAUGGAGGCUGAAAUGCACGUUCCAUUGAAGGACAAAUGCACACAUCCCGAGGACGUGAAGCUCUGCACAGUUAUCGUAAAGUCAAACGGCAGUUUCCCCGUCAAUAAAAAUAAAGUAAUCCUCAUUCAGGAAGCGGCGCACCAUCCAGAAGAAAUGGAAAUGGAUCCAAUGACAAGCAGCAGCUCUCCAGAGAAGAAAAAGCACAAGCUGGCACCUGUUAACCGCCAUCUCACCGUGCCCGCUACAGCGAGUCAGUGCAUGAUGAGCCCUGCCCUGCCCUCGUCCAUCGAGAGCCCCGUCAAGGCUGAGAAGAACGGGCACUCGAAAGACAUCAUCCUCCCCAAAGCUCCCAAAGCCUUUGAGAUCAAAGCCAUGCCCAAUGGCAAAACAAAGACGUCCCUUACAAUGCUGAGUAAGAGGAAAAUCUCACAACAGAAAGAGAAAAAAGCAACCCAAAUGUUAGCCAUUGUACUGGGUGUUUUUAUUAUAUGCUGGCUGCCAUUUUUCAUCACCCAUAUUCUCAACACCCACUGCACAAAAUGCAGGGUUCCCCCAGAGAUGUACAAUGCCUUCACCUGGCUGGGCUACGUGAACAGCGCUGUGAAUCCUAUUAUAUACACCACCUUCAACAUUGAAUUCAGGAAGGCUUUCAUCAAAAUACUCCACUGCUAAGAAAAGACAGCAUAGCCGGGACUGAUGUGCAAACAACGACGACGACAGUGACAGCCUUCUUCCGUUCACACAUCUGUGUUUCCAUUGUUGUUGAGAAGAAUAAUCUUAAAAGAACUUUUACACAGGAAGGGUUUGUUGGAAAGGUGCGGGACACACCGCUUCUUUACAUGAUGGAAAGAACGUGUCAAGAAGUGGGAAUCCCCCCCUGUUCUUAGCUUGUUGCAGCCCAGCCUGAAGAUCCAGUGCUUACUCAAACAGUCAUAUCAAUGUUGCUGUAAGUGGCCGCUGGGUUGGGAUUCAUGGAUGCCAGACGUCGCAAGUCAGCAGGGAAAUACAAGGACAAGCGCGGGGUGUGUUUCAGAACUCUUACACCUCUUUUAAAAAGGGGACCCCGCAAAGAUGCCGUUAUGGUUAUUUUCCUCAGUAUUACACUACAUGUUUGUGUUUUACAGGAAAGAGACUUACCAACCUGAUUUCUAGGAAACACAAUGUAUUAAGUAUGUCUUCGCUCUUUGAGCGACCCCACAGAAAGGUCUAAAGCAAUGCUAAACAAUGCCUGUAUCAGCUUUCCUGAUGGAAAAGCACCAGGUUCUUUUCUAAUUUCUUGUACAGCAAUCAGACACGUUCCUCAAAGCAAACAACUGCAAACAUGUAAAUAAAGUACAAAGUAAUAUAAGACCAUGAAAAAAUUGAAAAGCACACAUCGCGUUGUUCGCAUGCAGAGAAUGUGUUUUCACCGUUCUGUCGAUGUGUUUUUGUAUUAAAAGUAUACCUGGAGGGGACAGCACAGCUCUGUGACAAGCUCAUAAAUGAAUUCAUUCUGUUUUCAAGAUGACGAGAAGAUUUAGUCUGGGGGAAGGAUCUUGCCAUGAUCCUUUCAGUUUCUCUGUUACAGUGACACAGUAUCUAUUUUUUUUUUUUUUGUGGUUACUUGCAUUUGUGUCCGUCACAUAAAACAUCUGUAUUGCUUAUGCUCCAUUAUAGAGAAUAUUGAAGAAAAUAAAAACCAAGACAAAAAUCCUGUGAGUCGAGUCUGAGGGAGGUGGCGUUCUUUCUACGUUAGGCUCAAACGCUGGAAGGAGGGAGAUGCUGAGCAUGAAUGCCAGGAUUCACAGGCUUUAAACGCAGACGUGCCAGUCGCAGUCUGUAUUUCAAUAUCUUAAUCAGAUUGUCUGUCACAUCGCAUCACACUUGCUAUACAGUAUAGGGUUAGGUAGGCAAGUUGAAAAUCUGCCCUCUGUGCAUUUCAGAUAUGUGCCUUCCAUAUCUACUUGAGUACUGCUGAAUUCUUGCUUACCAGAAUAGACACUUGUGCUGCCUUAGCCCUGCACCACAAAACUCUCAAAGAAUGUAGCAAACAAACACAGAGGAUUUAUACUUCAGUGUAAAAUGGAACAUGAUUGCGGAACACGCUGCAUUUAACAAUCAAGGCGGCAGAACGAAUCUUGUAGUCUUACCUAAGAUUGUGUUUGGUUGAGGACUGAGAGGAAACAUGAUCUCUGAUUGUAUUUUACAUUUUAUUGUAUUGUUGAUCAAUGCUCUCUGACUCACAUGAAGCCGACAGGCACUCAAAGAGGGAACAUGCUGUGUCUAACAAGGCUCAUCACCCUCUCCAGGGUCAGUGUGUACCAGCUGAAUCAGUUACAACGUUCCUCAGUAAAAAGGAGGAUAUGCUUGUGCGGGUUUCCAGUUGUUUUGGGAAUUUUAAGAUCGGAUGGCACCCACAGCACUACGCAUACAUACAGUACGUUUACACAGCUAUCUACUGGUCUGUACAAAAAGGAUUAAAAAGGAUUAGAUUUAAUCCCC